CCGUGUAUGGUUACACAGAUCAUAAAUGUCAAAUUAAUGAUUUUUGAUAAAAAUAAGAUUUGUAUUUUACUAAAGAAAAUUAAACAUUGGCAGAAAAGUGUAAAUGUGGAUAACUUUAUUGUGAAUAUUUUGUUCAAAAAUGUGUUUUCUUUUAUUAAAUUGUGAGGUGAAAAAAUGGAUAAAUCAGGAAGACAUCCACUCGUAAAGAAAUUGGAGUAUUAUGAAUCCCAAAUACGUUCAGCAUUGUAAUGAACAUUCAUUAUCGAAAUGAAUUCAAAGAGUGGAAAUUUACCUUCCGCAUCACGUAAUCCAGCGUAUAAUGCCGCAGCUUUAGAAAUAAUUAAAAAUGACUUGAAGUCAUAUGAGGCCGGACAUGGUAUUCCACAGAAUUCAUCGGCUUCUAAACUGGUGCGAAAAUCUAGUAUUGAAAGAGAAAUUCCUCCGUCAUCAUUGCAGUUGCCAAGAAAUAGUCCUGCGUUAGAUUCUGGAGCGGGGAGCUCGCGAUCGAACAGUCCUCAUUCACAGCAACAUACCGGCUCAGGACGAACACAGUUUUCUCCGUCACCAUGCCCUUCAACCUUCAGUGACGUUCCGCCUCUACCACCACCCAGAUGUCCUUCUACACCAUCCACACCACCACCACUUCAUCACUUUCUCAAGCGAAUGUCACCUGCAUCUGUACCUACUCCUCGCAAUGGUCAAUUUCAGUCGCAAAGUCCUGCCCGUGGAACAUCUCCAAUAUCGACUAACAAUAAUUUGAGGCAGCCAAUUGUGGUGCAAAACGGUCCCCAGGUUCAGCAGCAGUUGAAUCAACAGAUGUCUGCUUAUUAUAAUAGUAAUAGUACCGAGCCACCUCCGCCCUACCCUAUUUCACCCAUGAAUCAAACAGGACCUCCUAGUUAUAUUGCAUCGCUACAAUCACGACAAAGUCCAACCCAAACAUCCCAAGAAUUUCGCAAAAGCCCAAGCUCGGGUAUUUACUCAAGUCCUUCAGCUGGAUCACCCUCUCCUAUAACUGUUUCGCAGAAUGUUGCACUUACUAACUCUACAGCGAAACCAACCGCGUUACCACCGGCGAGAAGCACUCGUCAAACUAAUACGCAGCUUCCGAUUAUAAUGCAUUCAGUCAAAUCAACGCAGGUUCAAAAACCGAUUUUGCAAAACGCCGUUGCCCCUGUUUCUCCCUCGACAGGAUCUGUUUCGUCUCCGUUACAAUCCAGCAAAUGUUCUGCCCCACCCCCUCCAUCGUAUGCCACAUCAUUGCACCAGAAAAAACUGAGUAACAAACCUGUGAAUUCCACACAUAACGCAACACCUAGUAAUCGGCAGAACUCAACGUUCCAACAAAAUCCGGCAGGAACAACCACUGGAAAUACUUCGGAAACUAGAAAUCCACUGGUUUCUAGUGGAAUUGAUCCUCCUUCAUACGAUACGACUAUGAUACUAAAGCAAAAACAACCUGCUCCAAGAAAUUUACAGCCUCCGCCUCCAUAUUCUGGAGGAAGCAACACUUUUAGCUCCAGCAAUAAUAGAGAUGAUAAUAUCCACGAUGUGGACGUCGGUAAUCCUGUACAUAUUAAUAGUAAUAAUAAUCUCAACAUUUUAAACUAUGCUAAUAAAAAUAGUCAAUACAAGAGCUCCUUAAUAAGUACUAACGGUAAUGUAACAAAGCAAAACAGUAAUUUGUAUAACACUGGUGAUAAAAUUGAAUGUGAUGGCGAAAAUUUAACAGAAAAGAUAAAAUAUGAUGUUACAACAAAUGUAAAAGCAUAUGAAUCAGGCAUUAUUAAAGAAAAUGCACGGCGAGCAGGCGUAAUAAAGGAAAAUGUGCGCAAUGGUAAUGAUAAAAAUAUCAACCAACCUCCACAUGGUGCAUCAUCAACUCGUGAUAGUAAUCAGCUAUGCCUGCGGUUCGAAACAAAUCAAAAUAAAAACGAUAUAAAGCAAUGCUAUCGGCCUUGCCCAAAACCAAAUUUCACGUCUAAUUCGAGUACAGGAAGCCCUGAAAUGGUUUUGAUAAAAAAAAAUCAAAUAGAUGGUGAUAUUCCCAAAAAAAUAAAGCAUCAAUCUCCUAUCCCGGAGCGAAAAAAUAUCUCUAAAGAAAAGGAAGCCGAAAGAUUCGAAUGUAAGGUACGGCACUAUUCACCUCAAGCAUACAAAUUUUUUAUGGAGCAACAUAUUGAAAACGUGUUAAAGUCCUAUACGCAACGAAACUUUAGGAUCAAACAACUUGAGAGUGAAAUGUCUAAGUUGGAUCUUCCCGAAGAAACAAAAAUAGAGAUGCGCAAACUUCUUUGCCAAAAAGAAAGCAAUUAUAUUCGUUUGAAGCGUGCCAAAAUGGAUAAAUCAAUGUUUGCUCGUAUAAAAACCAUCGGAGUUGGAGCAUUUGGCGAAGUUACACUAGUAAAGAAAAUUGAUACACCAAAUCAUCUGUAUGCGAUGAAAACCCUACGCAAAUCUGAUGUAUUGAAACGAAAUCAAGUUGCUCAUGUAAAAGCUGAAAGAGACAUAUUGGCGGAAGCUGAUAACGAGUGGGUAGUAAAAUUAUACUAUAGCUUCCAGGACAAAGAUAAUCUUUAUUUCGUUAUGGAUUACAUACCAGGUGGUGAUUUGAUGUCGCUUUUGAUUAAAAAGGGCAUUUUUGGAGAAGAUUUGGCACGAUUUUACGUGGCAGAGUUGACAUGUGCUAUAGAAAGCGUCCAUAAAAUGGGAUUUAUUCACAGGGACAUAAAACCUGACAAUGUGUUAAUUGAUAGAAAAGGUCACAUAAAACUUACUGAUUUUGGUCUAUGCACUGGAUUUCGCUGGACGCAUGAUUCGAAAUAUUAUCAAAGAAAUGGUGAUCACACUCGUCAAGAUUCUAUGGAAGCCUGGAGUAAAGUUGGUUCUGAAAUCCCUCCUCCUCUCGAAAGGCGAAAAUUCAGGGAAAAAAAUCGUGCUAAGGCCCAUUCCAUUGUGGGAACUCCUAACUAUAUUGCUCCGGAAGUGUUAUUAAGAAGUGGCUAUACUCAGCUCUGUGAUUGGUGGAGUGUUGGCGUUAUAUUAUAUGAAAUGUUGGUUGGACAACCGCCUUUUCUAGCGAAUACUGCAGAAGAAACUCAAGUUAAGGUAAUUAAUUGGCGUCAGACUCUAAAAAUUCCAACCGAAGCACACCUUUCACCAGAGUCACAGGAUAUUAUCCUCCGGCUGUGUAAAAACGAAGACGAACGGAUAGGAAGGAAUGUGGAAGAAAUCAAAUCACAUAAAUUUUUUCGUACCAUCGACUUUACAAAAGAUUUGCGAAAUCAGCCUGCUCCACAUGAACCAAAAAUCAAAUAUCCUACUGAUACCUCUAACUUUGAUCCGAUUGAUCCAGCGAAACUACACGAAUCUUCUUAUGAUGAGGCGGGUCACAGUUUUGAUGAAGUAUUUGAUAGUAGUAAACCUUUUCAUCACGGAUUCUUUGAAUUCACUUUUCGGAGGUUUUUCGAUGACGAAGGCGAUCAUAAAAUUUCCCUUGACGCUAAUGACAGUCAGACUGAAGCUAUAUAUGUAUGAAUACCAAGUGUGAAAAUAUGUAAAAAAUAACUUUAAUAUAUGAUGUUGACGUCCUCAAACUAAAACAA
Wyeomyia smithii (pitcher-plant mosquito) is the source of this 3605-nucleotide messenger RNA. RefSeq names its product serine/threonine-protein kinase Warts (gene wts). Lineage: Eukaryota; Metazoa; Arthropoda; Insecta; Diptera; Culicidae. The record is from RefSeq and is a predicted model, not a curated record. The transcript is spliced from 8 exons. Gene Ontology annotation, biological process: G1/S transition of mitotic cell cycle; regulation of organ growth; hippo signaling. Gene Ontology annotation, molecular function: ATP binding; protein serine/threonine kinase activity. The coding region runs from base 268 to 3537 and encodes 1089 amino acids.